Molecule: messenger RNA, 1190 nt
Organism: Cladocopium goreaui
Lineage: Eukaryota; Dinophyceae; Suessiales; Symbiodiniaceae
Source: the annotation of a GenBank genome assembly
GACAAGCUCCCCUGUUGAUGUCGCGAGUCGCCUUGAAAUCAUUGGAAGCUGAGAUGAAUUUUGGGAAAGAUCAAUUGAUUGUUUUCACUGACCGUGUAUCGGUUCCUUUGACUGUGAACAGUGCUGGACAGUAUACAGUGAAUGUCUCCAACUUUGCCAAGAUUUCCGAUUCAGCCGUGACUGAUGACGACGAGAGCGACCUGCCAAUGCUGCCUGAGCCCAGUCCUGCCGCCCUGCUGAGCCAAUGGACCAAUAAGCAACAUCGCCACCUGAUGUCGCAGCUGUGCACUGAGGAUCUUGAUGUGGAAAAUGAACAACAUCUGAAAGCUAGUUUGAGGAAGUUGCAUGCCAACUUAGAACCACUGCCUCCUGCUGAGAACUCUCAAGCGGCCAGGGAACUGCAAGACUCUCAGAAUCAACCGGCACCCGAGGGUAUUUUCAGUGAGGUAGAAUCCCCUCCAAGUGCGCCUGUGGGAGACACCGAGAUGCCUGAAGCCCCUGCUGACGAAAGCGUCAGGGUAGUUCCGCCGACGGGACCUGAGUCGGAAUCUCAUGCUGCUCCAGGUGAUGGCACAAACACAUAUGGACCCUUGCGUAGGAAGGUGCUAGGUAAGUCAGGUCCCCAAGCCUUAUACCGUCCUGCCAAGUUGAAAGAGGAUGAUUUUGCCGAAAUCAUGCGUGAAAUUGUGCCUGACUUGAUUGAGCAGACUUUGGCAUCGGAGUCAUCCCAGUCAGCACAGUUGUCAGAGACUGAGAGGAGCUCCAGUGUGAAGCGUGCCUUAUCGCCUUCAGAAGUGCCUCCAUCAGUGAACCCUAAGAGUCAACGAUUAGAUGAACCAGAUCAUGCACUGUGUGUUCAGCAGCAAUCCAAUGAGGGAGUCACGUUCGCAUGCGAUGAGGUCGAAGUUUUGUCUGUGGCUGUGACGUCACAACAUGCCGAUCUGCCGUCCGAUCGUUUGGAAGAUCAUGAAAAGGCAGAGCUCCGUGACCUUGUAGAUGCCGGAGAAAGUCCCGAAGCGUUUGACCUGCUCCGGGCUUGCAUCCGAGUCAUGCGAUACCAGAUCAGUCCCGAAGAAAGUGUCCUGAAAUGGCGAGCAAAAGAAAGAGAGCGUCGGAAGCAGUUUGCAACCAGAGCUGUGUGCUCAACCACCUCUCAUGUCGAUCAGCCUCUCAGUAGUCAUGGGGACUGA